Messenger RNA from Caenorhabditis elegans, 832 nucleotides. It is a transcript of the gene Y47G6A.22, whose product is annotated as DeHydrogenases, Short chain. Bases 8 to 772 code for a protein of 254 amino acids. NCBI's taxonomy places the organism in Eukaryota, Metazoa, Nematoda, Chromadorea, Rhabditida, Rhabditidae. The transcript is spliced from 6 exons. The record is from RefSeq and is marked reviewed.
GUCAACCAUGCCCGUCGCAAUUGUCACAGGUGCAAGUUCUGGUAUUGGACGUGCGGCGGCUCUUCUUCUCGCCCGGAACAACUACAAGCUCUCACUUACCGGACGGAAUGUGGCGGCUCUCAAUGAGCUCGCCGGGCAAAUUGUCAGUGCUGGAAGUGAUAAGAAUGAUGUACUGGUGACCGCUGUUGAGUUGGCUUCAGAAGAAGCUCCGAAGACUAUUGUGGAUGCGACUGUGCAAAAGUUUGGACGAAUUGACACAUUGAUCAAUUCGGCCGGGAUUCUGCGUGCCGGACCAGUUCUCGAUUCUGGAAUUGAAGUCUACGAUGAGCUAAUGAAUGUGAAUGUUCGUAGUUUGAUCCGCCUGACACGUGCAGCUCUUCCACAUAUUAUUACAACAAAAGGAACUGUUGUCAAUGUCAGCAGUAUUAAUGGACCGUGCCCUUUCCCAAAUGUAACCUAUUACUGUAUGUCCAAGUCGGCCGUAGAUCAAUUCACAAAAUGUUUGGCUCUCGAAAUGGCUCCGAAUGGAGUUCGUGUUAAUGCUGUUUGCCCAGGGGUCACCGUGACCAACCUGCAUCGUACAUCUGGUCAAGACGAGACAACAUAUUCUGCGUUCUUGGAACGUAGUAAAACGACACACGCACUCGGCCGUCCCGGUGAUGCCAAUGAAGUUGCUGAGGCAAUCUAUUUCCUCGCCUCUGAGAAAAGUUCAUUCACUACUGGAGAACUUCUUCGUGUUGACGGAGGCCGCGGAAUCAUGCAUCCGAGAUAAAUAUUAGCUUUUUUGUCUCAUAUUGAGAUUGUUUUGAACUUUUAUCAUGUAAUAAAUAGA